Solea solea (common sole) is the source of this 1562-nucleotide messenger RNA. Its product is annotated as hyaluronidase-1-like. Gene Ontology annotation, biological process: carbohydrate metabolic process; hyaluronan catabolic process. Lineage: Eukaryota; Metazoa; Chordata; Actinopteri; Pleuronectiformes; Soleidae. Bases 2 to 1336 code for a protein of 444 amino acids. The transcript is spliced from 3 exons. Gene Ontology annotation, cellular component: acrosomal vesicle. The record is from RefSeq and is a predicted model, not a curated record. Gene Ontology annotation, molecular function: hyalurononglucosaminidase activity.
AAUGGCCACACUACGCUUGUUCUGCGUUGUCCUCUGUAGCGUCAGAGCUAGUGCAACCAUCCUUGCCCUGCCAAAUACUGAGCCACCGCUGAUCCAUGACCACCCCUUUGUGGUCAUAUGGAACGCCCCUACUGAGCAAUGUCAACAGCUAGAAAUCCCACUGGACACAGCAGCCUUCCAAGGAGUGACCACACCUGCUGCCAAGCCUGGUCAGUUCCUCACAAUCUUCUAUGAGGACCACCUUGGCCUCUACCCUAAAGUCAACACCAUAAAGCACAAACUCUACAGAGGAGGAGUCCCCCAAAAUGGCAACCUGACAGAGCAUCUCGCCAAGGUGCAAAGUCAAAUAGACCGCUACAUCUACCAAGAUUCUUCUCCUGGGCUGGUUGUCAUCGACUGGGAAUCCUGGCGCCCCCUGUGGGACCAGAACUGGGGAUCCAAACGUAUUUAUCAGAAACUGUCCAUCUCUCACGCACUGCAGGUGGCCCCAUUUUUAUCAUCAAAGCAAAUUUCCAAACUGGCUAAGAACCAGUUCCAGCAAGCUGGCCGGCGCUUCAUGGAGAAGACCAUCAGCCUUGGCACUGAUGAACGUCCGAGCCACCGCUGGGGCUUCUACCUGUUCCCUGAUUGCUACAACUAUGACUGGAAGAAGCCUGACUAUAAAGGAGAGUGUUCCACAAAGGCCCAGAAGCAGAACAAUCAGAUGAUGUGGCUGUGGAAGCACAGCACUGCCCUCUUCCCCUCAAUCUACCUCCACCUCACUCUGAGGAAUUCCCCCAAGGCUGCUCUUUAUGUCCGCAACCGUGUUCAGGAGGCUAUGAGGGUGGCGGCGCUGCCUAAACGUCCAUAUACAGUACCAAUCUAUGUUUACUCCAGGCCGUUGUACAGACAUCAGACCAAGGAGUUCCUGAGUUUGAGAGACCUGGUGAGCACUGUGGGAGAGUCAGCAGCUUUAGGAGCUUCCGGGGUCAUAAUGUGGGGAGGAACCCAAGACUACAACAAUAAGGCUGCCUGUCAGUCUCUGUCUGAAUACCUGACAUUGACCUUCAACCCUUACAUCGUUAAUGUGACAGCAGCAGCCAUGCUCUGCAGUGAGGUCCUGUGUCAAGGGAAAGGCCGCUGUGUCAGAAAAAACUACAACUCCACCCACUACCUGCACCUGAAUCCCACCUACUUCAAAAUCCUACACACUGAGAGGAAGUAUGUGGCCAUUGGUUUACCCUCCACCACCGACCUUGAAACUUGGGCUGAAAACUUUACUUGUCAAUGCUACGCAGGAUCGAGCUGUUCACCACAACUGUUAAAGCCAAAUGGAAUUAAAAUGAUUUGGGUUUAAACUGUAAGGAGAAUGUUUUCCCCUGCUGACCCACAGAUUUGAUCAUGUUAUUAUUUACACAAUUAAAAUUGACCAGAAAACUUGUGGGGGAAAAAAUCUACAUUUUGCAAGUUAUGUCCUAAAUGUGACAUUAGUCUUUCUAAAGUGAUACAAAGUUAAAAGAAACAAAAGGUGCUAGAUAUUAAUAUUUCUUGCACUGAAUUAAACACAGCAAUGUCAAGACAGA